UGGUUCCAGGAAUUAAACUCAGGGCCUUGCUCUUGCCAGCCAGGCGCUGCACCACUGAGCUCUAUCCUCAGCCCUCUGGUAGCUUUCAUAGUUCCACAAUUUCAUUUAAACAUGUGAAUGUACUUGUAAGAUUUUCUUCCCCAUAAAAUGAGAUACUAAGUCUAAUGACUUUCUUCCUUUUCAAAAUUCUUUUGAAUAUCAGAGUGAGCUCUUGCUUUCUAUAUAAAAGAAUGCUAAAACAAGGGCAUCUUUAGCAACUUAAAUUUGAAAUGAUGAUGACUCUGAUUAUAACAUUUAUACUUGAUUAUCCCUAACUUGGAAUGUCAUAAUAGUUUAGAAAUAUAUGUAUUAUAUACUUUGUCAUGAGUGGGAUAAAUAGGAGAGAGACUAUUUUGGAAUUGCUUAAGCAAAUUCACCAAAGUUGUUUGCAAAAUUGUGUUAAAUUUUAUCAAUUUGUCAUAUAUUUCUAUUUUCUUCAUUGUAUAUUAAUCAGAUUUAGGCUACUUGUAAUGAAAAACACCAUAAAACCAAAGUGAUCAUUGCUAUUAAAAUUAGUUUCUACCCAGCAGUAUUAAUUACCAUAGAAUCAUCUUUGCAGACUUUGCAAUGUACUUUUAAGAAAAGGUGAUUUUAAUAUUUAAGAAAUUAUUUUAUCGUAAAGCAAAACCCAAGUUUAAGGCCUAGGCCAUUUGGCUUUUCUUUUUUUUAAUGAAAAUUUCAUUAAUGUGGGCUAAGUGAAGAUGAUCUAGACUAGCACUAGUCUGAGUCAGGUAGAAUUUCAAGAUGCAAGACCAACCAGGUGAACUGUGGAAAAUGUGAUAGGUGCCAAGCCAAGACUUUGUCAUCUUUCAUUUGCCAAACUGACUACCAGAUUUUGAUGUUAAAGGAUAUAGACAAUUUUUUUUUUUUUUUAGGAAAGCUGAGUAUGGCAAAGGUUACUUAGUAAAAGCAUUUUUUAAACAAGAAUUUCUUAGCUACACAUUCAAUAUUUUAUUUUAUAUCCAUAUUACAUUUGGUAUUUAUUGUUUCCUUUCUUUUUCCUGACAUCCUUUGCUGUUGUGGUACAUUGUCUGACUGAUAGGUAGAAACAUGGUGGUGAUUGUCUAUGUAAGAGUUUUAUGGAUCAGAAAUAAUUCAUUAAUUUUGGAGUCACAGGAUUUUUGUGCUUUCAUAAACAUGUUUUGAUGAUUACCAGUGAUUUACUUAUUAAAUUUUUGUAACACUUAAUGAAAAAUUUUUGUAACACUUAAUGAAAAAUGUUUUUAUUUAGGGUCUACUGUAAUAAUCAGGAGACUUCCAAGUUUAAGAACCAAGACCUUCUAGAUUUGUGAAAAAAGUGGAAAUAUUCUUGCUAGUACGUAUUUUGAUCUAAGAUAUAUUAACCAGAAGGCUUCUAGGAAGAUGUAAGAAAAGAUAAUGUUUUAAAGUGUCAGUUAAAGUUAUGGCAUAGGUGGCUUCUAGGCACCUUUACUACUCAAACAGUGACUACCAUCAGGUAGUGAUUUAUUAAACUUAUAUUGAGGUGGGUCAAACUCCUAGUCAGCUGGAGUAGAUUGGCAAUUUCCAGUGCUAAAUUAGUUGUGUUGGCGGCUUUAAGCUAUCAUUUAUUUUAUACAUCUGACAUCUUGUUUCUCCUAGACUUUUUCCUUGUUUCUUUCUUUUUCUUCUUUAUUCUUGUCAUAGGCCUGCCAGUGGCAUUCAAGCUUACCCUCUUCAGAAAGAAGUAAAGAAAUGGCUGACUCCUGCCUUAGAAAAUAGCUAACUGAUGAUCCACAGAGAUUUCUAUAUUAUGAGGUAAUGGGGCAGUUUUUUCUGCUGUUUUCCCCCUUGAGAUUUAAAUGGACAAUUUGAAGAGCAUCUAAAUUAGUGUGAAGAAAUUUUGAAUUGAGCGUAAGAAGUAUGUGUCUUUUACUUAAGUUUCUGGGAACUGAGACAUUGGUUUGGAAGUUUGAAAGCAAGAAAGGGAAAGCUGUUUAAAAUGUUUGUGGAUGGAGGUAUGAGAAGUACAUAAGGGAAUGGUUUGGAUGUAAAUUGGGAGGAGUUUUUAUUGGAUUAGGAAAAGAUGCUAAGAUGAAGUCUUUAUGGAGUUGUUUGCUAAGAACAAUUAAGUUGAUCUUUACUAAGGAGGUUUCAGUAAUGCUGGAGAAAAUGGGUUCCUUGUUGGUUGAGAGAAAACUGUUGGUCAGUAGCUAGUUAUGAUGAUGAUGUUGAUGAUGAUGCAUUAUACAAAUCUGUUUCUGUGUAUAAGAUGUUUGCUUUUCUGGGACAAAUUUAAAUAGCAUAAUUGGAAUGGCAGCUUUUCUAGUAAUGGCAAGUUGGUGCUAAGGACUUAAUAUUUUGAAAAAAAGAAGAUAUAAAAGUUUCAAACUUUUCCACAGUUACCAUUUUUAAACUGUCAGUAAUAUUUAUCUUUACAGAUUAUAUUUUCUUGGGCUCUUGUCACAGUGUUGUUUACCUUCAGAUCUGUGUCGAAAGAGCCUUCCUAUUACAUAAACUGUAGCAUUUGGUCCAUAUUAAUUUCUUAGAAGUAUCGGGUAAAAGCACUAAGUUGUAAUUUUAGGUAUCUUAUCUGUUUCUUUUACAUUUAUACUUUUGGCAACCAUUUAAUAUUGUGAACUUUCUGAUGCCUUCAUAAUACUGUAUUUCUGAAAUUAGACGCUAUGUUCCCUAAACUCAUGUUUCUAUUUGUUUUUCCACCUUUUCUCUUAUUUUAAAAUUGUAGACUUCCCAAGAGUUUGUUGGUGGUGGCAGAUGUUAAUUAUAUAAUUUAGUAUAUCUUGGAGGUUCUUUUGUUCCUUUAUAGAGUGAGAUGACCAUUUAAUAUUCUGUCCCCAUAGUCCCAAGAGUAUUUUAAAUUAUUUAAGAUAAAGAAUUGCUAUAAUAUUUUUAAAAAUUACAUAAUUCAGAUAUAUUUGGAUUAACUCUUUGUUGGCAAAUUUAGUAUGAAUUAUUCCCAUUGACUUUGAUAAUACUUUUAAGUUCCAUUUUAAUCAGGUCUCUGUACAUUCAUUUUAAAAAUCUCUUUAAAAAUAACCCCCAAGAAGAGGUUCUGAUUUUGUACUUGGAAGGUAAUUUUCCUUUCUUACACAUUUCAACUUCAUUAACAAUAGGGUGAUUUUUUUUAUAUUGCUUAUUUUAUAAAGUUAGCACUUAGUAUAAUUUUCACAUUUUAUUGUGUGUCACAUUUUAAAUUAUAAUACAGUAACAUACUAUAACUUAAGUCAGUGCAGAGCCUUCUUAAGUAGCCCCUCCCUUAGGAAUUGGUGUAAAAAGAAGUGAAUUCUCAAACCUGUGUCAAGAACCAGUGAUUUAAAUAACUCUGAGACAAGUCUUUGAAAGGCUUCCUUGAGUCUAGUCAGUGGAAAUAAAUGAUAGCCCAUUUCCAUGCUGCAUAGCUAUUGGGGUUUAUAAAGUUGUCAGUAUGUAAAAGUAGGAAAGACUAUGUAAAGUUGCCUAUAAAAUUACUAUUUUUCAUUGUUUGCACUAUAUAUCUUUGCACUUGAUUUUUUGAAAGUUAAAGACUAGUCACUUUCACUUUUGUUUCUAGUCUUUUCUAAUUUCUUGCAGAAUUAUGUUUUCAAUAUCCCUCCUAAAGCAAAAUGUAUAUGCAAUUAAAUAUACUUUUUAAAACUAAGAAAAUAUUUAAUUUUAGAUAUGUAAUACAGAAAUUUGUUUUGAUAAAUAUUUUAAUAAGGCCCUUGAUUUGCCAAUAAAAUCCUUUGUAAAUGUGAGCUUUAUUAAACAUUUUAAAUAAAGUAAAAGCUUAGGAUAGAUUUGUCUUUGAGAUCUAACAUCCAGCCUCGGAUAGCCUGGUUUUGGAGUGUUGGUCUGUUUCCACUUUAUUCAGUGAGGCCUGAGUCUUACUGGGUACAUGCUUUAAAAACUGGAAGUGAAGUAGGUGGCAAAUAGCAUCUGCCUCUUCCAUAUAGUUUUUGAUGAUGUUCCUAUAGUUUCUUCAUGAUCUGUAUGAUAUAAUUGGUAUUGCAAUAGUCAAUUAAAUGACUAUUGCUUUUUGGAAUUCAGGAUUGACUCAUGUUUGGGGGGGUUGCAGCUUGCAGCAAGGGAUAAGAGAACCAGAGACAGUCUUAAAACCUUAAAGAAAAGAACAAAAAGUGUACCUGUAAGCAUAUUUUUUUUUGUCUUAGUGAGAUUGUGUAACACAGUGUUCAUAAUUGCAAAAAAGAGAAGAUUUGGCAAUAAUUUUGUCAAUAGAACAGAGAGAUGUGUUUUUGGCUAAAAUUGGCUUUUUUAAGUUAUUUAGUUAUUUCAUUUAAUAUUCCUUUCCCCAUAAUUUUUACAUACUUAAAACCGACAAAUGAGAGGCCUCUUUCAGUUAUGGCUUAUUUUCAGAAUGUCUGAAUAUGUUUCUGGAGAGAAGGGAGGUGUUUUAAUUCUUGACAUACUCCUCUCAGCAUGUUUUGCUAGUCACCCUGGAUCUUAUAUUUGCAAAUUUUGUUGAAAAUUUGAUGGUGUAUUUAAAAUGAGAAUGUCCUCUAUAACAUGGUGUGAAUGUUUGUGGCCAGAUUCUGUUGUGGAACCCACAGCUUUGUUUUUAAUUUGACUAGAAAAUUUAACUUCCAUUGUCUAGAUUUUAGGUUUAUCUAGUGGAAUUGUAGUUACCUAACUAUGAACCAGUUUGGGGGUACAAAGGUUAACAGAUGUGGAUUUGACUCUACAUGAUCCUAUACAAAUCACAAGUUAAAGGCUCACAUCAUCACAGUUACCUAAUUUUUGUGUUGUCAGGUCUUUAAAUGUGGAUGAUAUUCAGCAUUAUAUCUAUGAAUUUCCUUUAGGAAAAGAGGGAAACUCAGUCUCCAAACUUUUUCUUGGAGGCUAAAUUUACCCCAUAUGGAAAAAAAAUUUUUAGAAAGUGCUUUAUUUUUAAAUGGAGUUUAACCAGUUUAAUUUUUUUCCUAGUUUGAAGAACUUAAUUCCCAAAUAUGAAUAAAGAGAGAGAUCAACAUUUGCCUCCCUCAACUCUUUUUGGAGGCUAUUUUUCAUUUUCUGCCCCCAAUUUCCAAUCAUGGUAUAAAAUGAAUUACGGGUAUUCCUCUAAGUCCCUGUAAUCCUUUUUGGGGAUCAUAGAUACCUUUGAUAAUCUGACAAAAGUGAUAGACCCUUUCUCCAGGAAAAAAAAUGCACAUACACAGAUAAUUUUUUGUACAACCUCAGGGGCAUCACACGUCUUCUGAAACCUAAGUUAAGGAUCUAUGCUCCAAGUAAACUCUGUAGAGAAAAUUCUAGUGCAGAUAUAUGAUAAAAUUAGGAACUAUUGGCUUAAAACAUUUCAUAUUGCAAUUAUUAGAUGGUGGCCCCUACUAGCAAAAUGUGAUAUUGCAACCAGCUUUGUUAGACAUUCUAACAUCCAGACAGAAAGAAAAAAGAAGCAAAAUUCUGAGAGCUACUUAAAAGGAGUCAGGGCAUCUCUAGAUAUGGGAGCCAUUUUUGGUUCAAGGCGGGGGGUCGGGGUGCCUGACAACUUCUAGCAGGGUAGAGUUUGAUAAACCACAAUGCUCAGGAUGCCAAGGGGUUAGCCAUUAUCUUAACCCCUUCCUCACCAAAAGAUUUUAGUUUUGUCUGUUGGGAAACAAGAUGUCACUAGGGAAAAAAGAUUUGCCUUACAACUGCUGGAACACAUCAGUCUGGUGAUGUAUGUAUGGGACACUAGUAUUAUUUUUGAGAAGGUGCAUAAAACCAAAGUAAAUUAUUCUCUAUGUAGAACAUUAUUUACUAGAAAUAUUUGUUUGAGUAAAUUAGCUUUGACAAUUUUUACCAGUAAACAUUGGUUUUAUUUGAAACUGGGAAUCCAGUUUAUAAAUAGGAUAGUUGAUAUAUCCAUUCUUUCCCCCAUGUAAAGGAUCGUUUAAAGAUUUAUGCAUACUUUUUACUUCCUUGAUGCCAUGGGAUUGGGGGGCGGGGGAUCUUUGAGUCAACGAUGACAAAAUGUCAAAUUUAGUCAAAUUUAAAAAUCAAGAAGCAGCACUUUAAGUCUAACUCUACACCAUUUUAGUGCAUGUGUUAGUUUUAAUAAUGAUUUUUGGUGCAUGCCUUUGGGCUUAUUCAAAAGUGUACAAUAGGAAAGUAUAUUUCCUUUCUUAGAAAGGAGAUGUUUUUCUACUUUGCAACAUGUGAUUAUAAAAAUCUUCCUCUGUGGGAAGAUUAACCAUGUAUUGAACUACUGAGAAGUAUAUAUUUUUAGAUAUACAGAAGGAAUCUACAUGGAGCAGCAUUCAGACCUAUAUAGAAGUCAUAGCAUUCUGUAUAGGACCAAAAAGGAAGUAACGUUAAACACUUAAACAGACCUUGUUGGGUAGAAAUACCUUAGAUCUUGCAUUGACUUCCAAAAUGAAUAUGCCACAGAAGUUUGCUGAAACUUUUGUUGUUUGAAUUUUCUCUGUCAGUGUAUUUAACCCAAAAUACUACAGCUUUGGGUUAGCACAUAUGUAAGAGUCAAAAACAAAACUAAAUAGAUCAGUCUGGUUUGUCAAUCCAGCUUGACUGAAAUAAGUACACUAAUCACUUGCAACGUGAAAAACUGUCCAACUCCUCUAAGGUUUUGACAUAAUAACCUUGGCUGAUGUGGGAAAACUCCCACUUUGAUUUCUGACCUGACAGUGAAGAUUCAUGCUUGACAUGAUUUCAAACCUGACAGUGUCUGUUUAAGGAGCCAUGGUACAGUUUGCUAAUUCAAUCCCAGAUACCUGUUGAUUACCUGUGAGAUCUAGAGUCCAAAGUAGCCAGCAGCCGUAUCCCUGAGUGCUCUGUGCCCAUCAGAUAAAGUAAGCAGGGUUGGGACAGAUCACAGCUCGGAUGAUUGACCUCAGGUGAUGUAGACAGCCCCAGAUUCAACAAUUGUAUCUGCAUUCUUGGGAGUCGUCACUGAACUAAUGUCCCACACUGUGUUACUUAACAUAGAUGCUCUCUCUUAGUAGAGGCCUAGAGCACACAUGCGAAUUGCUUGUGGUACUCAGAGAGGGGGUGCUAACUCUGAUGCCCUGGCCAAGCUCCAGUUUAGGGAUGUGGGUCUUCUUGUCAUUCUAAUUGGAAAUGUGCAUCACUUCCCAUUUUUCCUGUUAAUCUCAAUGCAAACUACACUAGUCUGUUUCUUUGCCCUGGUCCCAAGUCUCUAAGAUACUGGUGUGUAUUAUAUGGGCCAAAUUCAUGCCUUAUCCCAAUGCACAAGGGUUGAGGAAUGAGUGAGCUUGGUGUCAGGAUGCACUGUGACUGGAGGAUGAGCUCUUGUGAUGCUAAGGGAAUGAAAUUGGCCCUCUUUUAAGCAUAAUUUAGGGAAUGUGCACUGGCCGGAGGCUUCCAGCCAUGAGGUAUGAGCUGAAACCAAUUUUCCCUCUUAUAGCAUGAUGAGGAAAUCUGUUGGGUUUUCAGCGGUCAGGGAAGGCCGGAGUUCUGCAGCUUUAAUCUGGGUAACUGAGGCUGGUUUGAGCAAGACUUUGGUUAAUUAACUAGGUUCUCAGAUGCCACAGACUCCGUGAGAAGUCACCAUUAUUUUCAAUGGUUGUGAUAGAAUUUCCCCCUAGUAGCCAUUAUUUUAAGAUUAUAUUACAGAGUUGCUUUAUUUUGAGCUUUUCGUGUAUACACAAUCCCAAACUGGAAGAAAUUUUUAAAAAGGAAUCCUGCUGUGAAAGGUAUAUAUUACUCUAGAUUUUUCUUACUGUAAAUAUUGUAAGAUUGUAAUACUGUCAAUAUUUUAUUAACCAACAAAUGUUAAUCUAUGUGAAUUCAGACCUAUUUUAAAUGUGCUUCUUAUUUACUGUGUGUGGUCCCUGUUGCUGACAGUAUUAAGUUAUAUUCUGAUGUAAGAUUAACUUUAUUAAAGAAUGUAAACAUUAAUGUUUCCUUAUGGGAAAACAAAUAAAGUAUAAAGAAGACAAUUCUUUUCAUUGAAAUAUACUGUGUAUUUACACUUGCUAGACCCAGCACCACUUACAAAUUUAGUACACUGUUCAGAAUUUUAGUUAACACAGCUGACAUGAUUGUUCUCGAUUUGAAAGUCUAAGAGUAGAUAUUGUUGGAAUAUAAACAGUUUGUAUUUGUCUGCUGUGAAUCAUCAUCUUGAAAUUUCUAAUCAAGUUUGUAAAAUUUUUAUAGUAAAACAUUUUAAUGACAAUUUAAAAAUUUAUCUUCUCUAAAGAAUGGUCAAAACAAUAUCCUUUCAGGAACAGAAUUGUUCUUUAUUAUCUUUCCAAAAUGACUUUGGUUAAAUGGACCAGAUGUACAUUAGUUAAAAUUUAGGACAAAGUUGUUGAUAUUCUUUGAGUUUACAAGUUAAUCCUUAUUGGAGAUGUGCCAAUAUAUAGCAGAAUAUCAUUAAUUUGCACUCUUUGGGGACCCCAUUCAAGAAUGUUGACUUUUGCCAACUAAAAAAAUAAGCAAAUGCAAUUUAAAAAGUAAAUUUGAGCAUCCUGUAUUAAAUAUGUGCAGUUAUUAUCACAUGAAGAAGCGCAGUGUUGGCUGUAAUAUAACCAUAUUUGCUGUCAUGUUCUCCCAUCUCAGUGCUGGGAACUCACCAUGUGGAAACCAAGCAAACGUGUUGUGCAUCAGCCAGCUUGAGUUUGUUCAAUAUCAAAGCUGAAACUAGCGAGGUCUGCUGUACUGCUUAUUGAAGUAUUGUGAUUCUUUUAGGCAUUGAUUCUUACAAAAUAUAUACUGUAACAGUAUACUUUGUACAGAUUUAAAUUUUAUUUGGAAAAAUGAAAUAAAGUAGGCAAAAAAAUAAAGAUGUUUAUUUUUCAUGUGA
Chinchilla lanigera (long-tailed chinchilla) is the source of this 8755-nucleotide messenger RNA. RefSeq names its product IgA-inducing protein (gene Igip). NCBI's taxonomy places the organism in Eukaryota, Metazoa, Chordata, Mammalia, Rodentia, Chinchillidae. The record is from RefSeq and is a predicted model, not a curated record.